This is a messenger RNA of Cordyceps fumosorosea ARSEF 2679, 573 nucleotides long. RefSeq lists its product as hypothetical. The transcript has 2 exons. Bases 1 to 573 code for a protein of 190 amino acids. Lineage: Eukaryota; Fungi; Ascomycota; Sordariomycetes; Hypocreales; Cordycipitaceae. The record is from RefSeq and is a predicted model, not a curated record.
AUGGGCGACAUCCGAAGCUAUUUCCGAACUACAUGUUACAGAACUAGAACCCUCAGUACAAAUUUCUAUACUCUUGUUUUCGUCUACUCCCUUCGCGACUUUAUGAGUACUCGUCCUGACGUGCGCCUCGGCGAAGACGCGCGCGGCCACGGUGAGGACGCUCGGCAGGAUGACAGCACUAAACUAGUGGCCAGCAAGGUACGCGAGGACGAGCCAGCCCCGGAUGCUGACGGCUCUCACGACGAUGACCAUGGUGAUCGAGUCGUCUUGCGAGCCGCGGAGAGCAUGCGCGAGCCUACUGCUAUUAGCAUGUGUCGUAUCUGGCACCCGACGGUCGCCCACUGCCGAAAAGAUGUUCAGGCUCUGGCGGGGCCUCCCGAAGUCACGUCGCCGUGUUUGGCCACGCUUUCGGAGCAAACACCGAGGCCGCCGCCCGAGGUCCCGGGAAGGCGCACAUCUCUGCGCGAGGAACGAGCUGCUUUGCGGCGAGGAUGCCGAGCAGGUACCGAGUGGGAAGCGGACCGACGAGGAAGCAACGAGCAAAGAAAUGAAGAGCGUAUACAUACUAUUUAG